Molecule: messenger RNA, 3020 nt
Organism: Erythranthe guttata (spotted monkey flower)
Lineage: Eukaryota; Viridiplantae; Streptophyta; Magnoliopsida; Lamiales; Phrymaceae
Source: RefSeq, a predicted model, not a curated record
CAAACAGAGAGAAACUGCAUGCAUCCAUAAAUAUAUAUAUUCUCUCACUCUUGUCAAAUAGUUUCUCACUCUAGAAAAUCGAUCGGAAAUGGCGGCGGGGCUGGUGGCCGGCGGCGACGAGCUGUCCCGGACGAUGAGCAGCAAGCGGAGCUGGCGGUCGCAGAGCAUAAGGGAGGUGUGGCAGGGGCAGCCGGACGUUUUCAUGAGGAGCAGCACGCGGCGGCAGCAGGAGAACGACGAGGAGGAGCUCCGGUGGGCCGCCAUCGAGCGGCUGCCGACGUACGACCGGAUGAGGAAAGGUGUGCUCCAGCAGGUCAUGAGCAACGGCAGGAUGGUCCACGCCGAAGUCGACGUGGCGAACCUCGGCGUGCAGGACAAGAAACUGCUGAUGGAGAGCAUCCUUAAAGUCGUCGAAGACGACAACGACAAGUUCUUACACAGACUCAGAAACCGAACCGACAGGGUUGGAAUUGAGAUUCCAAAGAUUGAAGUGAGAUUCCAGAAUGUAUCUGUAGAAGGAGAUGCUUAUGUUGGAACAAGAGCACUUCCUACACUCAUCAAUUCAACCCUCAAUACAUUAGAGGCUGCUCUAGGCAUGAUUGGGCUCUCUCCAUCAAAGAAAAGAGUGGUUAAGAUACUUCAAGAUAUUAGUGGAAUUGUUAGACCAUCAAGGAUGACGCUGCUUCUCGGGCCACCGGGUUCGGGAAAAACGACUCUGUUGAAAGCACUCGCAGGAAAACCAGAUGAUGAUAUGAGGGUGAGUGGCAAAAUCACUUACUGCGGGCAUGAAUUCCACGAAUUCGUUCCUCAAAGAACGUGCGCUUACAUCAGUCAACACGAUCUUCACUACGGUGAAAUGACAGUUCGAGAGACGUUAGAUUUCUCCGGUAGAUGCUUGGGAGUUGGAACGAGGUAUGAAAUGCUCGUGGAAUUAUCGAGGAGAGAGAAAGAAGCCGGUAUUAAACCCGAUCCCGAAAUUGAUGCAUUCAUGAAAGCCACCGCCUUGAUUGGCCAAGAAACGAGCUUGAUCACCGACUAUGUCCUCAAGAUACUAGGUUUGGACAUUUGUGCCGAUAUUAUGGUCGGAGACGACAUGCGGAGGGGUAUUUCCGGUGGACAGAAAAAGCGUGUCACCACCGGUACGUUAAUAUAUAUUCUAGAGAAAUGUGUUCAAAUGUCUGAGAUGAAUGCAACUGCAACUGCAAGUGAGCCCAAAAGAGGGAUGGUUUUGCCCUUUCAACCCCUCUCUCUAGCCUUCAACCAUGUCAAUUACUACGUCGAUAUGCCAGCUGAAAUGAAGACGCAAGGGGUGAACGACGAGAGGCUCCAGCUUCUCCGGGACGCCAGCGGAGCAUUCCGUCCAGGUGUUCUAACAGCGUUGGUCGGCGUGAGUGGCGCCGGAAAGACAACCUUAAUGGACGUUCUCGCCGGCCGGAAAACCGGCGGCUACACAGAAGGAACAAUCACCGUUUCGGGAUAUCCCAAAAACCAAGCAACCUUCGCACGUGUCAGCGGAUACUGCGAGCAGAACGAUAUCCAUUCGCCUUACGUCACUAUCUACGAAUCUCUCCUCUACUCUGCUUGGCUCCGUCUCGCCGCUGACGUCAAUACUGAAACCAGAAAGAUGUUUGUUGAGGAGGUGAUGGAGUUGGUGGAGCUUAACCCGAUAAGGAACGCGCUCGUAGGGCUUCCGGGUGUCGACGGGCUUUCGACGGAGCAGAGGAAACGGCUCACGAUAGCGGUUGAGUUAGUUUCGAACCCUUCGAUAAUAUUUAUGGACGAGCCCACUUCGGGCCUCGAUGCAAGAGCCGCUGCUAUCGUUAUGAGAACCGUUAGAAACACGGUCGACACCGGUCGUACGGUCGUGUGUACCAUUCAUCAACCUAGUAUCGAUAUUUUCGAAGCUUUCGAUGAGCCUGUUCCAGGGGUAGCCAAGAUUAAAGAAGGAUAUAAUCCAGCUACUUGGAUGUUGGAUGUCACCUCCUCCGCUGCUGAAGGUCAACUCGAUGUUGACUUUGCCGAAGUUUAUGCCAAUUCUGCCCUUUAUCGGAGGAAUCAAGAACUGAUAAAAGAACUGAGCAAUCCGCCACCUGGAUCAUCGGAUUUAUAUUUUCCGACACAAUAUUCGCAAUCUUUUUUAACUCAGUGCAAAGCUUGCUUUUGGAAGCAGCAUUGGUCAUACUGGAGAAACUCGCAGUACAAUGCUAUUCGUUUCUUCACGACGGUCGUUAUUGGCGUUAUGUUUGGCGUUAUCUUUUGGCAAAAGGGAGAUCAAAUACACAGGCAACAAGACUUGCUUAAUCUAUUGGGAGCAACGUAUUCUGCUGUUCUUUUCUUGGGAGCAUCAAAUGCUUCGGCAGUUCAAUCAGUUGUCGCAGUCGAAAGAACCGUUUUUUACCGUGAAAGGGCCGCUGGAAUGUACUCGGAGUUGCCUUACGCAUUUGCACAGGUGGCGAUCGAGACAAUCUAUGUCGCGAUUCAGACAUUAGUGUACUCGUUACUUCUCUACUCGAUGAUUGGAUAUCAGUGGACUGGAGAAAAAUUCUUCUAUUUCUACUACUUUAUAUUUAUGUGCUUCACUUAUUUCUCGAUGUACGGUAUGAUGGUCGUUGCUUUAACUCCCGGAUAUCAAAUUGCCGCCAUUGUUAUGUCCUUUUUUCUCAGCUUCUGGAACUUGUUCUCCGGUUUUCUCAUCCCACGUCCCCUAAUACCGAUAUGGUGGAGAUGGUACUACUGGGCUUCGCCGGUUGCAUGGACAAUAUACGGGAUUUUCACGUCGCAAAUAGGAGACCAAACAGGAGAUCUUGAGCUAACGGGAAAUAUCGCAACGAUGAAAGUGAAUCAGUUUCUUAAAGAGGAAUUAGGGUACGAUCAUGAUUUUCUUAUCCCGGUGGUGUUUGCGCAUGUCGGAUGGGUGUUGCUCUUCUUCCUCGUUUUCGCGUACGGGAUUAAGUUCCUCAACUUUCAAAGAAGAUGAUUGUGAGAAAUUAAUUUUGAGGUUUUCGUUUGGGAAAUGUUGU